AUGAGCAUCACGAAGAGCUUGGGGAGAUGCGGCAAGACCACCCUCACAGAGCGGGUGCUCUUCUACACGGGCCGCAUCAAGGCGAUCCACGAGGUGCGCGGCAAGGACGGCGUCGGUGCGAAGAUGGAUCACAUGGAGCUGGAGCGCGAGAAGGGAAUCACGAUCACGUCAGCAGCUACGUAUUGCAGCUGGGGUCUUAAUGGCACGGACCACCACCUGAACCUCAUUGAUACCCCAGGGCACGUCGAUUUCACCAUAGAGGUCGAACGAGCUCUCCGUGUUUUGGAUGGCGCGGUCAUGAUCUGCUGCGGCGUCGGUGGUGUGCAGAGCCAGACCAUCACCGUAGAUAGGCAAAUGAAGCGAUAUGAGGUGCCUCGGAUCGUAUUUAUCAACAAGUUGGACCGGUACGGUGCCGACCCGCUGUUGAUACUCAAGCAGAUUCGCCAGAAGCUCGGCCUUACAGUGCAGCCGCUUCAGCUGCCCAUCGGCGAGGAGGAUAACUUCGCCGGAGUGUGCGAACUGAUUACUAGAGAAGCCGUCUACUUCGAGGGCGACAACGGCCUCACCCGCCGCAUUGCCGAGAUACCCGCUGCGAUGAGCGAGGACGUGGAGAAGUGGCGAGCGGAGCUGCUGGAGGUGCUCGCAGACCUCGACGACCAAUUCGCCGAGGUGUACCUAGAGAGCGACGACGUGCCUGUGCAGGCCAUCCACGAUGCCGUGCGCCGCACGACGCUGGCGCGAACAUUCUGCCCCAUGCUCAUGGGGACCGCGUACAAGAACAAAGGCGUUCAGAAUCUGCUGGACGCGGUGUGUCGCUACCUUCCGUCACCCGUGGACAAGAAGAAUUUGGCCCUGAACGCGGACGACGAGGACGAGGAGGUAGUGCUGAAGAGCACCUCGAACGCUCCGUUCGUCGGCUACGCGUUCAAGAUCCAGGACCAUCCCCAAGCCGGGCAGGUGACCUACAUGCGCAUCUACCAGGGGAAGGUCUCCAAGGGCGACAACAUCGUGAACAUGAUGAACGGAAGGCGUCUCAGCGUGAAGAGGCUUGUCAGGAUGCACUCCAACGACGUGAAGGAUGUUAGCAGUGCGGAGGUCGGCGACAUCAUCGCGCUGGCUGGCGUCGAGUGCGAAUCAGGUGCCACUUUCACUGACGGGAAGCAGAGAGUUACGUGCAGCUCCAUGUUCGUGCCAGACGCGGUGAUGUCAUUAUCGGUGUCCGCUGGCCGCGAUGACCAGACGAGAUUUCAGAAGGCCCUGAAGCGCUUCCAGCGCGAGGACCCAACAUUCAGGGUCGAGGUGAAGCAGGACACGAACGAGACGAUCAUCUCAGGAAUGGGCGAGCUGCAUCUUGACAUCUAUUGCGAGCGAAUGAGGCGAGAGUUCAAGGUGGAGUCUCUCCAGACCGGGGAGCCGAAGGUGAACUACAGGGAGACCAUCACGUCGCGGAUUCCUUACGAUCCCAGGGCGGCUUACACGCACAAGCGGCAGUCGGGAGGGCGCGGCCAGUACGGUAAGAUCAUCGGCUAUGUGGAGCCCGUCCCGGAGGAAGAGCGUAAGGACACCGACAGUAUCGAGUUCUUGAGCAGGCUGAGCGGGGACGACAUCCCCCCGAACUACGUCCCCGCCAUCGAGAAGGGUUUCCGCAUGUGCACCCAGAAAGGCCUGCUGACUGGGAACCCCGUCAUCCAGAUGCGGUGCGUGCUCGAGGAUGGGGCCGCACACGAGGUGGACUCCUCCGCCGAGGCAUUCCAGGCGGCGGCGGCGGGCGCCUUCCAGCAGGUCUACAAAGACGCUGGGCCCGUGGUGCUCGAGCCCCUCAUGGCCGUGGAGGUGACGUUCCCGACAGAAUUUCAGUCGCAGUGCCUGCAGACUCUGAACUCCCGCGAGGGGUCCAUCCAGACCACGCGCGCAGUCAGCCAGGACACCUCCGUCGUCGAGGCGGUGGUUCCCUUGAGGAGAAUGUUCGGUUACUCCUCCGAGCUCCGCUCCGUGACCCAGGGCCAGGGCGAGUUUUCCAUGGAGUUCAAAGAGUACGAGAAGAUGCCGUCGAAGACCCAGGAGGACUUCGUGGCCGCAUACAGGAAGACGUUGUACGAGCAGCGGCAAGCGUAAUUCAGCGGCGGCGGCCAGCGCACUGCCUGGCUGUAGCCGAGGGCCUGGCCAAGAGCGGAUGUCGUGAGGCAGGCCCGCAGAUUUUGGGACCCACGCCGCUGUACGCCUGCGCUCGUCGACUGCGUGGCGCGGCGCCGCGGGUCCCGCCGAUUUUGGGGCGACCCCGGCCACGAUCCGAAAGCGGGU
Messenger RNA from Prorocentrum cordatum, 2301 nucleotides. The record is from the annotation of a GenBank genome assembly. NCBI's taxonomy places the organism in Eukaryota, Dinophyceae, Prorocentrales, Prorocentraceae.